CUGCACAAAAGUACAGAAAUGCACAAACAGUAUUUCUGGAUCAGACAGUUACAUUAGACGUUUGAUCAUUUUUGGACCUAAAGGCCUCGGUUGGGACAGCCCAAGCACUGACUGCAUCAAACCUGCUGAAGUCAGACCUUCAUGCUGCGUCUCACAGUACCGUGCGGGACAGGGGCGCAUUUGGUCUUCGACUCUUCAGCUGCCAUGGAUCUAAAAACAAACGUUAAGUUAUCUUUCAAUCGAAAGUGUGUUGUGUUAACUUUACUGAUCAUUUGUUCAUUUCAUCUGUCCCGAUCAAAGCGAGUAUCCAAGUGUCCUUCAGGAUGCACUUGUACGACAGAUUCCAUCAUUUGCGUCGGUUCGCCUUUCAUCCCAAGAUCUAUACCGAGUGACAUCAACUCUCUGAGUAUUGUUAAUUGCAGUUUCCCAGAAAUCCAGGAGGCUAUGUUUUCGCUCAUGCCUUCACUGCAGUUACUUCUCCUUAGUUCAAAUUCAUUUUCUGCAAUAAAGGAGGAUGCAUUCUCUGGGCUUCCUCACCUUGAGUACCUAUUCAUUGAGGGUAACAACAUUGAAGGCAUAAGCAAAUAUGCCUUCAGAGGACUUCGCGAUGUUACACAUUUAUCACUGGCAAACAACAAUUUAAAAACACUGCCCAGAGGGCUUUUCUCAGAUCUGCGAUCUUUGAUAGAGCUAGACCUGCGAGGGAACUUGUUUCAGUGUGACUGUGAUUCCAUGUGGCUGAUGCUCUGGUUAAAGAGAUCCAAUGCCACAGUCUCAGAUGUUUACUGUGCCAGUCCAUCUAGCAUGAAGGGUGUCCUUUUAAAGGAUGUCCCAGAAAGACACAGCAAGUGUGUCUCCACAGAUUUUGUUGAGCAUCAGAUAAUAAACACACAAUCCAUGUCGGCAGACAUCUUCUCUUACAAAGAUGAUAUAUACAUUGCCAUGGCAGUUCCUAAUUCAGACAGCUGCAUAAUCAUGGAAUGGGAUCACAUUGAGACCAAAUUCAGGCCUUUGGAUAAUAUUACAGGGCGAUCUGUUGUUGGGUGCAGGUCUGUUGUGAUCAAUGAGCAGGCCUUUGUCAUUGUCUCCCAGCUUUUCGAUGGCUCCCUCGUCUACAGAUAUGACCGAACGCAGAAUAAGUUCACCAAGUUUCAAGCAGUCGAAACGCUUAACGUGUCCAAGCCAAAUGAGAUCGAAGUCUUUCAGAUUGGAGGCGACUGGUUCUUCAUUAUUGUGGACAGUUCCAAAGCUGGAAUGACAACUGUUUUUAAGUGGAAUGAAACCUGUUUCUAUCCAUACCAGUUUCUUCACGAAUGGUAUCGUGAUACAGAUGCAGAGUUUUUGGAUUUAGACGGUAAGCCUGUUCUAAUACUGGUAAGCCGUUCGCAGGUUCCUGUUAUCUACCAGUGGAACAAGAGCACAAAGAAGUUUGUUUGGCAUGAUGAGAUACCCAACAUGGAUGACAUUGUUAACGUGAAGGCCUUUAGGAUCAAGAAUGUUCUCUACCUCGCCCUCGCCUGCUACAUUGGUGACUCGAAAGUCAUGAGGUGGACGGGCAAACGUUUUGAAGAAGUACAGGGUUUCCCUUCACGUGGAGCCACAGUAUUGCAGCCUGUCACAUUCAAUGACCAGCACUAUUUGAUUCUGAGCAGCGAUUACUCUUUCUCUCAUAUCUUCAGAUGGGACGAGGAGAACCAAAAAUUUUUCAAGUUCAGGGAUGUGUAUGUUCAAUGGCCACGCUCAUUUACAGCACUCUCCACUGACCAGCGUGACUUUGUGCUGGCCACCAGCUUUAAAGGCAAAACCAAAGUGUUCGAACAUAUUUCAGUUGACAUUAGUAAAUGAAGCUAAGAGAUACAUGCUGUUAUUUAGUAUAUCUCUUUUUUAGUGUAUACACAUGUAACCAUAAUAUUUAUGAAUGUAAUGUUUUGCCAAAAAGGCUGAAUGCUCUCCGUCUUCUGCCUUGCAAUAAUGCGCUGCUAGUAAAUGAAUGCAAAUGUAUGCAAAAUAUCGGACUGUUUUAACAUAUCAGGGCUCUAUCAUGAUAUACUGUAUAAUGGGUACUUAGGCUUCAUGUUAAUCCAAGGCACUGAAACAUGUCAAGGUUAAACUAGUCUAACUGUUGAGCUAUUUUUACUUGAUGCAAGCAUGGGUUAGCAGUGGUAGUAUUCAGCAGAGACCCUUCAGAGAAUGAAAGCCAUGCAUUUAAUUUUUAUUUAUUUAUUUAUAUUACUAUUGUUAUUAUGCAGAGGAGGACCUAUUUGUUAGUUUUAUUACUAUAGCUGACAAACAAUAUACUGAAUGUAUGUUUGGAUAUAUAAUAAUUCAAAUAAAUAAAACAACACA
This is a messenger RNA of Paramisgurnus dabryanus, 2346 nucleotides long. RefSeq names its product leucine-rich repeat LGI family, member 2b (gene lgi2b). The record is from RefSeq and is a predicted model, not a curated record. Lineage: Eukaryota; Metazoa; Chordata; Actinopteri; Cypriniformes; Cobitidae. Gene Ontology annotation, biological process: inhibitory synapse assembly. Gene Ontology annotation, molecular function: protein binding.